AUGUCCCCAACUCAAAUAAUUGAUGAAUCCGUUCCUGCUAACCUUGAACCACGCUUUGUUGCAAUAAAAAAAAGAUUGAUCAAACCAGAAAACAUUGACAAAGUUACACAAAGCUGGAAGCAGAUCUUAGUUGAAUUAGAUAAAGAACUCACAAGAAUUGCUGAGGCUGGUCCUUCGUAUGUUCCUAAAUGCGACUUCUCGGAAAUCAAAGAUACUAAUAAACUUCCACCUAAAAUCUCUGCAUUGUUUAAACAAAGAGGUGUGAUUAUGGUUGAUAAUGUUAUUGAUACCCCACAAAUUGACCUCUGGUUUAAUGAAUUAGUUGAAUUCUGUAAAGACAAUCCAGAAACUGCGGGAUAUACUUUCCCAAAUCCAACUGCAUGGUAUAACAUUUUUUGGACCAAACCCCAAACUGAAGCUAGAUUUCACCCAAAUAUGAAGAAAUUAUUCAAGACCAUGGCUAAUGAAUUUCAUGUCGAUGAUGAAUCCACAUUGCUUGAUUUAGACACUCAGAUAGUCUAUGGUGAUAGAAUUAGAAUUAGGGAACCUGGGUCAACUGCUACUUUGCCAUUACAUUUAGAUUCUAGUUCUAUUGAAAGAUGGGAAGAUAUCAUGUAUUCCAAAGUUUAUGAACCUAUCUUUAAUGGGGAAUGGGAAGAUUGGGAUCCGUUUAAAUUAGACGAAAGAACUACUGCUUCUGAAAACCUUUAUGAACAUAUCGAAGAAGGCAAAUCAACCAUUUGUAGUGCCUUCCGUACUUUGCAAGGGUGGUUGGCACUUUCAAAUAACAAAUCUGGUGAAGGUACUUUAAGAGUAUUACCAAAUAUUAAAUUAACAAUGGCAUAUAUCAUGUUGCGUCCAUUCUUUUGGCAGGAUCCCAAGUCUGGUAAUUUGGAUGAUUAUGAAAUUGAUCUAGACACUCCUAAAUUCCCAGGAACUGUUCCUGGACAAGGUCAAUUAUUUUUGGAUAAGUUUUAUCAUCAUCUACAUAAAGGGGUUAUUUCAAUUCCUGAUGUCAAAAAGGGGUCAUUUGUAUUUUGGCAUGCUGAUGUUGCUCAUGAAGUUGAUCAUGAGCAUAAUGGUGAUUCUGUUUCUUCUGUUUUAUACUAUGGUCAAACACCAUUGACUGAAGGGAAUAUCAAGACCUUGUUGGAUACAAGACAUGCAUUUUUGAAUAAUAUUUCUCCAGAAGAUUAUCGAUCGCAACUAAGUGAGGAAGACAAGAAAAAGGAAUAUCAAGGUGCCGAUUUUGCUCAUUUUGGUGAGGAUAUGGAUUCCAAGAGAUCUAUGGGCCUUGUGCCAUUUGAGAUCUCCGAGGACUUAACUGAAGGUCAAAAGAGAGUUAGGCAACUUGCAAAUGAAGCGAUCUCUAAACAAGCAUAA
This is a messenger RNA of Hemisphaericaspora subhashii, 1383 nucleotides long. RefSeq lists its product as uncharacterized. Lineage: Eukaryota; Fungi; Ascomycota; Pichiomycetes; Serinales; Debaryomycetaceae. The transcript has a single exon. The record is from RefSeq and is a predicted model, not a curated record. Bases 1 to 1383 code for a protein of 460 amino acids.